UAGUUCAGUUACAUUUUACAGUUUGCGACGAAAACGAGCUCCAACCCAACGAACAACUCAAAAUGAUGUUGCUCAAGAAGUUCUCCACCUGUUUGAUGAUAUGUUUGGUUCUAUUGGCAUGCUGCAUGCAGGAAACAGAGGCCACGCGACGCGUGAAUCGCGGACGACGCACACUCACACGCAGAUACUUUACUGGCCUUGCCAUACCCGGCUGGGCUGUAGUCACCUGCGUUGCUGUUGCAGAGCUCCUGCUAGGUGCUGCUCUCUACUUUGCCAUGUAUAAGAUCAUUCUGGACAAGGAACCAGAGCAGGCGAGCACCUAUACACCGGCACAAACGCACGAUCCGUCGUCGGGUACAGCGCAGCCAGUGCAGCCGGCGCAGCCCAUGCAGCCACUACAUCCAGUGCAGCCAGUACCGGUAACACCUUCGCAUGCCACGACAAUCGCCUAAAAAUAAAUAGCCGGAAGCGUUAAUCGGUAGCACAUGUCAUUGAGUCAAU
Messenger RNA from Drosophila navojoa, 501 nucleotides. RefSeq names its product membrane protein hoka (gene hoka). The record is from RefSeq and is a predicted model, not a curated record. Lineage: Eukaryota; Metazoa; Arthropoda; Insecta; Diptera; Drosophilidae.